Messenger RNA from Pelobates cultripes (western spadefoot toad), 5124 nucleotides. Lineage: Eukaryota; Metazoa; Chordata; Amphibia; Anura; Pelobatidae. The record is from the annotation of a GenBank genome assembly.
AUGUCUGGGUUGCUGGUGGAAUCGCAAUGGAAGGGUAUACCGCGCAGAGCAUCCACUUUUAUCUCCUUCCCAGAAGAAAUUGGAGAUUCCCAGGAACCCCCUCCUCAGCCAAGCACCGAGGGGAACCUGCAAAUUCACCAAGUCAUGUUAGUGGCACAUACUCCAAUCCCGUUAUCACUUACUAAUUACACAAUAGUGAAGCACAGGGAGGGUAACGCUGUCUGAUACUCUGUGCCAGGCUAGUACUGUCUGAUACUCUGUGCCAGGUUAGAUUGUAACGCUGUCUCAUGCUCUGUGCCAGGCUAGUACUGUCUGAUACUCUGUGCCAGGUUAGAUUGUAACACUGUCUGUCUGAUACUCAGUGCCAGGCUAGUACUGUCUGAUACUCUGUGCCAGGUUAGAAUGUAACACUGUCUGAUACUCUGUGCCAGGUUAGAUUUUGAUGCUGUCUGAUACUCUGUGCCAGGUUCGAUCGUAACACUGUCUGAAACUCUUUGCCAGGUUAAAUUGUAAAGCUGUCUGAUAUUCUGUGCCAGGCUAGUACUGUCUGAUACUCUGUGCCAGGUUAGAUUGUAACUCUCUCUGAUACUCUGUGCCAGGUUACACUGUCUGAUACUCUGUGCCAGGUUAGAUUGUAACACUGUCUGAUACACUGUGCCAGGUUAGAUCAUAACACUGUCUGAUAUUCUGUGCCAGGCUAGUACUGUCUGAUACUCUGUGCCAGGUUAGAUUGUGAUGCUGUCUGAAACUCUGUGUCCCAGGUUAGUACUGUCUGAUACGGUGUCUUAGGUUAGUACUGUCUGAUACGGUGUCCCAGGUUAGUACUGUCUGAUACGGUGUCCCAGGUUAGUUGGUAACACUGAUACUUUUUCUUACCUGAUAAAUAUCGUUCUGUCUGACACUCCAUUUGUACUCGCUUAGUUUCCAUCCUUGUUUGACAUGCUGGAUUUUCUUUCUUUCAGUGAAUGUGGGAAGGAGAUGUUGAGCUGCCAGUUUAAUCCGUCUGGGGUCAUGCUAGCUGUCGGACUAAUCAAUGGCUCAAUACAGGUAACAUGCAGAGAUUUUAUAUUUUAGGUCAGAAUGCCUGUUCUAGAGGAGCGAUGAGGUGGAGUAUUGUCUCUGUGGUUAUACGCUGUAUAAGACAGCUGUAUCACUUACUGGGUUACAUAAUUCAAGUAAAGUCACAUUUUAUAACAAAAUAGCUGAAUCAGAAAUGUCCUCCAGUGUCUAACCUCAUCAGGGUCACUGGGGGGUCCCAGUAUCAGAUCUGACUGGUGUAUAAUGCUGUAUAUAAGACACGCUGGUAUACUCCAUGUGAGGUGGGAGUAUCUCAUUGUCCCUGUAGGUGGGAGUAUCUCAUUGUCUCUGCAGGUAUACUCUGUGUGAGGUGAGCGCAGUAGAUAACUUAUUGUCUCUGCAGGUAUACUCGGUGUCUGAUGGGACCUGCGUGCACACUUUGCAGGAUGAUCAGUCGGUCACAGCUGUCACUGCCCUUCGAUUUCUACCCCACCGUCAUAUGUCUCAGGGAGACAUGCUACUCGCCUCAUGUACGUUCAAUAUGUUUGUCCACCUUCAGUCUAAGAGCUAGAUUCUAUAUUCUGAUAACUUCUAUGGGAAACAUUCUUUUCAAUGACAAGGGACGAGUGUCACCUAUUGAAUCUAGUCUUGUAUCUGAUCCCAACUCUCUCUGUCUCAUCCUGUUUCCUCCUAAUUCCAUAUCUUUUCUAUCCUCUGUGUCCCACUCCUUACACACUGAGUAUUUCAUUUCUCCUGCUGUUUGUUCUCCACUCACAGAUGCUGGGGGCCAUGUGAAAUUCUGGCACAUACCCACUCAGAGCUGCGUCCGUACCCUCUCUGAGGACAGACAGACACUGACAAUUGCCAUCAAUCCAUCUGGCAGCCACUUCCUUACGGCAGGCUCCAGUGACGAUAUCCUUGUGUAUGACACAGAGUCUAUGACCUGCGUGAACAUCUGCCAACCCAGGUCUGACUGGUCAUCUCCACUCCACGUCUAUCCAAUUCUUACUUAAACAAUCCAUCUCAUUUCAUUCUUAAACAAUGUAACACUGACUUCUUUUAAGUAGAUAUUUUCUUCCCAGCAUGCACAGGGCCACUUCUUAUUCGCUAUUCAUCCUAUGUGGUUUUAAAGCUUUCACAGGUGUUGUGGGACAAUUUUAGUCUAGUUGUAGAUUUUACAGCACAUGGAUCCUUUAUUUAUUGAUAGAUGGAUAGAUACUGUAUGGAUAGAUACAUAGAUAAUGGAUGGAUAGAUUCUGUAUGGAUAGUGUGGCGAACAGAACCUCGCCACAGGCUUUUUGAGGAGCCUGCUUGCCAGCCUUCUGCCCUAGGACUAUGGCCACUGCAAUAGACCUGGCUAAAAUACUUUAAAAAGACUCUGUUCGUGAAAUUAGGUUUAUAUGGUUCGGUUACCGAACAACCACAUGAACCGGAGACCACCCUGGAGCUUGUUAAGCCUAAUUGAUACUUUUUAACAUUUCCACCGCAGUGUUCUAAGUGUUUCUCUGGUUGGCCGCAGUUCCUAUGGGCGACCGCAAGGUGGCGGCCAUCUUGUUCACAUGAAAACAGGCAGCGGUGUUUGGUCGUCGAGUUCAUGGAACUAUUUUCGGACACUGAAACUCCCGAACACCGCUGGACUUCCAUGAUCACCUGUGUUCGGUUUUAUAACACUUAGGACGACAAUGUUCGGUGGAAUCGUUCGUAUGAAUAAGGUGAACAAGCUCCAGGGUAGAACUAUGGAUUCAGUUCGGUAGUUCACUUUUUAAACUAUCGAACUAGACUGACCGCAAGCCCCGAUUCUAUGGAACUGUUUUGGGCAUGGGACCAUGCGUUCGGUCGGUCAAAUAAAUGACUUACAGGAAAUUCCUGAACCCCUGAACUGAUCUGGGUGACUUUUGGAUAUGUUGGUCACCCAGAUCAGGGCUAUCAGGGGAUGGAACUGUGGAGUUUUAUAUAUUUUAAGGUACUUUUUGGGGUGUUUGGGGGAAAAAGUGUUUUUCUGUGCUUGGAGAUAAUUGGAUUAGAUUAGUACAGUUCCUGAUCCAAUUGUCUCCCAGGCACAGAGGAGGGAUCGUCUCAUUAUGUAUGGGAAUGUCUUGGACCUGAGAGCCAAUGUAAUUGUGUAUUUGUUUCUGCUGUAGUUUACUCUCAGGUCCAGGGGGGAGUGCCCCUUGCAUGUGGACUGUCAUACAAGGCCAGUUGUGGCUACCAAUAAAUGAGUUCCAGUUUUACCCUCAACACAGACUAGUCUCGUGCUUGUAGGGAACAGCUAUAAAAGCUAUUUCACGGUGUUUUAGGAUUAUCGCAGCUCUACUCACACUAAGGGCAAAAAAAACCCUCUUCCCAUCGAGGUGUCUGCCACAGAUUGAUAGAUACAUACUAGAUAGAACAUUUAUAUCUAAUUUUUUUUUUUUUUUUUUUUUAUUGCUCCCCUUGUCACCCUCAGCUCCUCUCUGUCUGUUAUGGACGGACACCGAUCUCGUAUCUUCGGCUUGAGCUUUAACCCAAACAGUGAAGAAGAGUUCAUAUCUGGAGGUUGGGAUGACACUAUACAGGUGAGUUUCAGAUUAUAUUAUCAGGAGAUUCAGUUAGAAAAGCCCUUCAUUUACUCAAACUAUUUCUUUCACUUUUCCAGUUUUGGAACAUCCACCAACAACAUUCACUGCGGUAAUAUGUUUAUUUCUAAUGAAUGCUACUCUACCUACAAGUAGUUAAUAGGUUAAUCCCAUUCACUGCUUAUUACCCUGGGUUUAAUUCCUCACUGAGUUAAAAUCUUCUUUAUUUCCUAUCAGAAAAAUCUGUGGCCCUCAUGUUUGUGGGGACUCUCUGCAUAUUGAUCCAGUAACCAAUCAGAUCCUAAUCGGAUCCUGGCGGAAACUGGAAAAUCUACAGGUAAGUCGUAUUGGAGAAUGGAACAUAGACAGAAUGGAAAUCAGAGGACGGACAGAUUGCAGAAUGGAAACCAGAGGACGGACUGACUGACAGAUUGCAGAAUGGAAACCAGGGGACGGACAAUGGGUGCAUUAGUGAUUUGACCCCAUGGAGAAAGGCAGAGAGGAACCUUGUAGCUAUAACCUGUUACUUUUGUAAUCAGGUGGAUUUUUGGAGCAUGUUAAUAGUUAUUUCCACUUCAUUUAUUUGUCAAACCAAGACGUAGCAGUUGCUGUCUCUUACAAUAUAUCUAUAGAUAUAGAAGUAGAUAAAUUCCAGCACUCCAGGACUGACUUGUGACAAUAAAUCUGUGUGCUGUACAAAUACAGGAGUGCUGGUAUAUAUCUACUUUUAUAUCAGUGUGGCUGGGCACCCGGUAUCGUCUAGGCUGGAGGUAGCCAUGCAGAAGUGUUUUAGUAUGUAUGUAUGUAUUUAUAUUAUUUUCUCUUAUAUUGUUCCAUCAGAUUUGGGAUUAUGCCACUGGACAGAAAAUUAGCACUGUGCCCGAUGAUUACAGGGGUCCCUGCAGGGUGAGCAUACAUGAUCUGAAAAAAUUGCUUAAUUCUAUGAAAACUAAAUUCUCCUGACUCCUGUACCCGCUCUGUUUAUUUCUGCCUUUCAUGUCUACAAUUAUUACUGCCCUGUUAAUCAUGGUUAUCUUGCCUCUAAGGUAUACAGCUGCCGUUGGCUUGGCUCUGAUCACAUGAUUGCAGCCGGAAGUGACAUCAACAUGUGCCGAAUUAUUGAUUGCAAUUCUUUUUUGGUAUGUCCACCUUGUUUAUAGAUUCUCUGUCAUGUUCCUGCCACAACGAAGGUUACUUAAUAGUUUUCGACUCUCAAGGUUUUAGUGGACUAAAGUGCAUGUGUCAUGUGAUAUGUAUUAGAAAUGCUAAACAUUUUGUAUGCCCUUGUCCCUUCCUGAAGCCCCAUGUCUUAUUAUCCCAGUUCUGCAUCUAUUGUGUUUAUCUUCUUUCCAUCCGUCAGACUCGAGGCCGUUUGAUUGACCUACCAAGCGGGAUUUACAGCAUGGAUGUCUUUUCCUUCAGUCCCACAGUCUCCCCUCUUAUAGCGGUGACCUCUGGUCAGAGCAUCUUCCUGCUGCGCUCAACGCUAAGAGUUAACGCCACUAGCACUGAUUCCUUUUUUAGUUAUUCGUCAGAGGAGAAUCCCAUAUAG